AUGGAAGUUCACGUUGUCUCUAAGCAGGACAUCAGUCAGCAUGCUAGUUUCUCUCUCCCCGCCAGUGCAACGCUAGGAGAACUAGGUCCCUCCUCUGUCCGCAUUCGACCUCAGAUUGUUAGUUUGGGGGCAAACAAUCUAUCUUAUGCCAUGCUAGGGACUGCAUUAAAGUGGUGGGACUUGUACCCCGUACAAGAGAACUAUCCAGCACCAUACAACGAUAAUUCCAAGUGGGGAAUCGCCCCAGCUUGGGGUUUCUCAACUGUUGUAGAGAGCACAAUUCCAGAAAUUGCACCAGAAACUCUUCUGUACGGAAUUUGGCCGACCACCGCAGUCCUCACGGACAUGCAGCUCGAGAAGACCACGCCACAGGGACACUGGAUUGAAACCAGUCCACAUCGCCAAACGCUCAUGAGCCUUUAUAACCAUUAUGUAGAGUCUCCACGGUCUAACCCCGUUUGCUCUUUGAGCAGUCUGAGCAAUUAUCCAUCUGCUGUAUCGCCAGAAGAAGCACUGAGCCAAUUAGCGUGGUCGUCAGUGUUCCGCACGUUAUGGACAUGCGGAUAUUAUCUAAGUGAACAUGUUUUCCAAGUUCACCCAGACAUAAAAACACCCGUUCAUCCUCUUGGAAAUCAAUUCCAACUCCCUUGGUCCGAGUCCGAUGCUGACUUGUCUUCUGCUGUUGUCGUCAGCCUCGGUGGAUCCACUAAGACCGCUCGUACCUUUGCUUACUUCCUUGAGCGGAAGGAGAAGACAGUGGCACCUCUCGGGUUUUUACAAGUGACUUCUGCAUCUGUAGCUCUUUCGGAGGCUACUAAGGCGGCUAAUCCCUCUUUUCCUUCGAAGGCGAUUGAGUACGCAGAUAUUGAGUCGGACGAAACUGUCGAAUGGCUCAGACAGCUCAAUCCUUCUAAGAUCAUCGUCCUCGAAAUUGGCGUCCGCGGAGAUGGCCUCGAUAGAUUGCUCGACUCGAUUAAACAGAAUACGGCACUGCAGUUCGCGAAUGUUGUCAUCAUAAAGAUUGGUAGCCCAACGAAGGCAUUGUCUGCGGAAGAACUCAUUGCUGCCGGUCAAGAGAUUGAACAGCUCGGAAAAGUCCGAUGUAAUACCUCUGGUAUGCAAGAUACGGCCAUUGAAGCCAUGGGUGCUGAGACUUUCUUCAACUCCAUGGAUGUGAAAUGGGAAAAGCUGUAUCAUGAUCGUAAGCUGUGGGCUCCUGAUCUUAAAAUUCGAUGGAGUCAUGGAAUCUCUGGCAGCGAUGGGAUUGAGUCUGGUUGGACUAAAAUCUGUCACGGUGAAGUCCUUGCUAAUGAGGCUUCGGUAUACCAGCUGCAGGAGACACCUCCAUACGCAUGA
Penicillium angulare is the source of this 1356-nucleotide messenger RNA. Its product is annotated as DUF2855 family protein. NCBI's taxonomy places the organism in Eukaryota, Fungi, Ascomycota, Eurotiomycetes, Eurotiales, Aspergillaceae. Bases 1 to 1356 code for a protein of 451 amino acids. The record is from RefSeq and is a predicted model, not a curated record. The transcript is spliced from 3 exons.